Messenger RNA from Exserohilum turcica Et28A, 1032 nucleotides. RefSeq lists its product as uncharacterized. The record is from RefSeq and is a predicted model, not a curated record. The transcript has a single exon. The coding region runs from base 1 to 1032 and encodes 343 amino acids. Lineage: Eukaryota; Fungi; Ascomycota; Dothideomycetes; Pleosporales; Pleosporaceae.
AUGGCCCACACCAAAAUCCCUGCGAGCGUCAUUCUGUCGCCGCGCGAACUCAAACUCUACAAGCGCUGGCAAUGCUUGCAUGCAAAUGUCAGGCCAAAUGAACAAGGCUUCAUCCCUACAGCUGGCGAGUACGAAGACUUUCAACAGUGGUUGAAGCGACAAGACUCAGGCUACUUCUCCGAUAUCUUUGACGAUAUUUCUGGCCACAUUGCACCGCCCAGCUCAAAGACCAAGGCAUCUACGUCAAAUUCGCCCGUCGCACCAAUCUGCCAACACACGAUGCACCCAACAGCUGCGGGUCAACUACAAUCACGUUGCCCGGUGUGUACCAUUGACAUACAUGUCAAGUACAUGAAUGUUCUCUCGCAAGCCCUCGAAAGUGCCGGCGGACGCGCACCGUCAUGCACUCUGACCAGCUCCGAGCACCAGGACACCGUGUACAAUGCAUGGUGUAAAGGCAAGAUUGGCGCACUCAAGGAACUCUCAAUGAUCGAAGACCUAGCCGAAAAAGAGGCUCGAUGGUCGGUGCGACACCCAGAGAAGCGCUACGAAAAUGUGCAAACGGCUUCCAAGGCGCUGGAUCUGUACUGGGCUGAGACGACAGGGCGUGUGGAUGAUCCACCGCGGCCCAAAAGAGAUUCAGCAGUCGCAUUCACUGAAGACACGGAUUUCGAGCCCGGAAGACCCAACCCAUACUUUCACCGAAGAUCGCCGCGCUACGAACCUGGGAAAUACACUGUCACAGAACCUGAAGACCACGAAGAAGAAAUCAUCUCUGAGGAUUCAGAGGAUUACUCGCACACAAAGACUGUUCACAUUGCUGAUGCAGAAGAGCCAAUCAGCGAGAUCCUCGAAUCAUUGCAGGUUUUUGACACAACCGAUGAGAUUGAGGAAGAUGACGGUGAUAGCGACUGGGAAGAUGUCGAAUCUGACGACGAUGACGAUGAAUACAGCGACGAAGACAGUGAAGGCAGCUGCACAUAUUGGGAGAUUGAGGAUGAGGCGAGCUUCAUUGUGUUUGGCGAAGACUGA